AUGGUUGACUUAUGCACAUGGUUGCUCUGCACACUGGGUUUGGGCAACUUCGUCUUCUCUGCAGCAAUACAAAAGGAGGAAAUGAGCAAGAAUAACGAAACAAAGUGGACGGGCUAUGGCGAUACUUGCUGGGAUAUUGUCAACAGGAACGAGAACACCCUGACUGUCGGGCAACUUUUGUGCUGGAAUCCAGAUAUCAACCCUCAGUGCUCGAACCUUAUACCUGGGCACAUUGUCUGUGUGGGAUAUUAUGGUGCAGCGCCUCUGUGCACCUAG
This is a messenger RNA of Penicillium chermesinum, 276 nucleotides long. Its product is annotated as LysM peptidoglycan-binding domain-containing protein. NCBI's taxonomy places the organism in Eukaryota, Fungi, Ascomycota, Eurotiomycetes, Eurotiales, Aspergillaceae. Bases 1 to 276 code for a protein of 91 amino acids. The record is from RefSeq and is a predicted model, not a curated record. The transcript is spliced from 2 exons.